UUUAGACUUAACUCUUCAGUCUUCAUGUACAAAAGGCCUUAUGUUUGCAGAUUGAGUAGAAGCCUCCAAGAUGCCAGAGUUAAUGGAGCAGAUGUACUGCUCGCAGCAGAUCGUCAUCCCGCCGAAGUAUCCAUAUGUGCUCAAGAGAUAUUGUAAAGCGGCCAUCAAGACCCAACCUUACGAUCUUCUCCGUUGGUCCUUCGAGUACUUCAAGGCAUUAGCUGAACAUCGGCCACCACCAGUCAAACUCAGACUGGAGUACCCCAUCUACAGCACCGAGGGAGGGCUCACCAGGGGCUGUCUGAAGGUCCUCGCUAAUCAGUUGUCUGGCAUGACGGAGAUCCCGGUGGUGGUGCUGAAGCAGUCCUGGCAGGGCUUCUGCCUGGACUCGGACGAGCUGAAGAGGAUCCUGUGCCUCUGCGAGGUGCACCUUCGCGAGGAGUCGGUGCCUUACCGGUACUUCAUGGCCGUCGCUGCAGGAUUGUUGACGAAGUGUUUGACCCACACAAUGAUCCUGAUUUGCGAGUCUUUAACCAAAGAACCAGAUGGUGUUUCUGCGGCGAUACCAGUCGGGGAGUUCAUCGCU
Messenger RNA from Trichoplusia ni (cabbage looper), 586 nucleotides. Its product is annotated as ropporin-1-like protein. The record is from RefSeq and is a predicted model, not a curated record. The annotation marks the transcript as partial. The transcript is spliced from 4 exons. Lineage: Eukaryota; Metazoa; Arthropoda; Insecta; Lepidoptera; Noctuidae.